AUGUCUACUCUUUAUGGAUGGGGCUCGUGUGAAGUAGGCCAAUUGGGCCCGGUUUCUACAGAAGAAUCAGGUGGUUUAGUUUGCCAGCCUACUGUAAUUAAUUGGCCUCCUCCUGGCGUUGGUAAACAUCUUAUCAAACUUUCCUGUGGCUAUCAGCACACUCUUGCACUUGAUUCUGAAGGCCUCGUCUAUAGCUCCGGAUCUAAUGAAUUUGGACAGCUCGGUCAUAAACGCCAAAAUAAUGCUUUCGUCUCGGGAAUUAAAGAACAUGUUAGGGAUGUGGUCGCUGGUCCUUAUCAUAGUGCAGCAAUUACAGUGACCGGCCGCGUCUACAUGUGGGGAUGCAACACAAAUCAUCAACUAGGCCGGGAUGAUUUUGAAGAUAACGAGGUUGGACUUCUUAACUUCAAUCAUGGAACUAUUGUUCAAAUAAGCCUGGGUCUUGAGCACACAGUUGCCUUAACAGAGGCCUCAGAGAUCUACACUUGGGGUUCAAACAGUCAGGGCCAGUUGGGUCUCGGUUAUUGUUCCCAGCAACCUAUGACUACUCCUCAACUGGUCGAAGCUCUUAUUGCUCUACCAGUGCGACAGAUUGUCGCAGGCGCUAAUCACAAUGUCAUUGUUACUCCUAGUGGAUCAGUCUACGUAUGGGGUUCAAAUACUCAGGGGCAACUUGGUUUGGGCGAGGCGGAAUCGCAAUCAAACACCCCUGUAUUGUCCCGGCGAUCUCGGUCUGAAAACUCACCGAAUUCCAAACAGGGCAUUGUUAGUGUGCCUACUCCACGUUUGCUGAAAAGCGUCAAGAGACGUGGAGUGGUUUAUGUCGCUUGUGGUGAAACUCACUCCACACUCCUCACUAAAGAUGGAGCUGUCUUCACGUUUGGUGAUGGCAGAUUUGGACAGUUGGGCCAUGGGCCGGGAAUGACGUCCGUGGGAAAUCCCAGGCAGGUGAUGGAACUCAUGGGUGACACUUGCGUCCAGUUGGUUUGCGGCCGACGGCAUACUCUCGUCGUGGUAUGCAAUCCAUUCCACUCUCCUCCUCGACCUAGACCCAUUAUUUUUGGUUGCGGCUAUGAGGGUCAAUUAGGUCAGCCCAACCUUCAGAAGACAUUCCUACCGGUUAAUGUUAUAGGUCCUUGGCAUUCUCGAGAAGCUUCUCCUGCUAAUUUUAUUACCAAUUCCACGGAACCCACCGUUACUGCAGUUUUCGCGGGUGGAAAUCACUGCUUCGCACUCACCCACCACUCAGGGCUCUCAUGUCCACCACUAGCAGACUUUCGAAAAUGGCAGCCGUGCCACUUGAGUAACAUUGCAACUAUCAGCGAACCCCUUAUCCGACGGUACAUCAACGGUUUCACAGAUCACCAACUCAGUGCCUCGACUCGAAGACUUUCCUCUACUUCUAACAGUGAACCCCCGGACAUAUCUGAGGCCACAUACUGCUUGGAGCAUUACUCUAUGAAGUCUGCCUUCAAGAGACUGGAAGUUGCCUUCGGGUCUAUUGGUUGUCUUGCCUCUAGCUUGUUGUUGAAUAAUGCAAACCGCAGUCAUUACAAUAUUGGUAAGGCCGACCACGGAAUGGACUUGGACUCUGCUCAGGCGCUCCAAACCGACCUCUUCUUGGUUGCUCCAGUUUCAGAUGCUCGUUGUCUCAUUCGUCCCUUGCUUGAGGCCAUUAGUCGACCCCGCUCCAAUUUCCCUGAUCUUGAAUGCCUGAGAGUCUUUGUCUUCCUUGCCGUUUCCCCAUUGCUUGACACCCCCCGAAAGGAUACCUUUAACUUGCCUGAUAGUUCUGUCGAAGUUGGCACUGGACCUACCACACAUUAUCCCACAGUUUUGGCUGGAUAUGCAAUUGGAUUUGUACUAUCUGCCUUCGCUCGCGCCGUCUGUCGACUAGAGGGAGUUCCGCUAUCAGUACUGGAUUCCUGGUUCACGGACUUUCAGCCUCGAUUUUUCCGUCGUUUGGUCGCCAAUCUUACUAACUUUGUCGCCUUCCGUUACUGUUCUGAGCACCCAGUGGAAGAGGUCAAUUGCUUCAACAACCAAAGCGCAACACACGCAUCUCUUGAACUACUUAAGCGUCUCCAUGAUAUAAACCAGAAACGAACGGAGCGAAUUAGCUACAUGGCAUUCUACAUUCCCGAAUUGACAGACAGGUUUAACGACAGGGGGUUUGCUAAUUGGUUAAUACAGCGGCAUUCUAAUGAAAAGCAAAUUGAUUCAUUCGCUGGACAGUGCCCACCCCCUCGCAGGUUUCGCAUUUGGCGUUCAAAAUCAGUUCCCCCCAAGCCGGCACACAAUAACAAUAAUCAGAACUUCACAAUAUUCGAUUAUCCCUUCGUUUUCGAUGUGGCUUGCAAAGCGAAGAUGCUUCAGACAGAAGCGAGAUUGAUGCAGGAGAUGGCAAUGCAAAAUUUCUCCAACGCAGUUCUUGGUACCACACUGACACGACUUCUUGGACCCAUACCGCAGACUUACCUUACGCUUGAAGUCUCCCGCGAGAAUCUAAUUUCUAACACAUUGGAUUAUCUAACUUUGCGUUCGAAGGCUGACCUUAAACGUCCUCUCAAGGUUCGUUUCGCUGGCGAGGAGGCGAUAGACGAUGGUGGAGUUUUGAAGGAGUUCUUCAUCCUAAUCAUGCGUGAGAUUCUAAAUCCGGCUUAUGGUAUGUUCAAAGUAUACAAGGAUUCUCGUAUGCUGUGGUUCAACGAAACGAACUUUGAGUCUCCCCAUAUGUUCGCCAUGGUAGGAGCUCUAUGUGGUCUAGCCAUCUAUAACAACAAUAUCAUCGACCUCUGCUUCCCCACAGCACUUUUCAAAAAGCUCCUAGAUGAGGAACCAACGUUGGAUGAUCUUAAAGAAUUGGAUCCAACAGCGGGUCGAUCGCUUCAAUCCCUCCUGGACUAUGAAGGCACAGAUGUGGAGGAUGUGUUCUGUAUCAACUUUGAGAUUGCCGUAGACCACUAUGGGGUAGUGGAACGAGUGCCUCUCAUUCCCAAUGGAUGUGAUAUCCCUGUGGAUCAUGUCAACAAGGAGCUCUACGUGGAAAAAUAUCUCGACUUCCGCUUUAAUCGCAGUUGCAAGGAUGUCUUUGAGGCAUUCAAAAAAGGUUUCUUCGACGUCUGCUCGGGCUACGUUAUUCGCAUGUUCCAACCCACAGAACUGCAUAGUAUGGUGGUGGGUUCGGAUGAAAUUGAUUGGCAAGAGCUUCGGAAGCACACCAAUUACAAUGGGGAAUACUGGGAUCGUCAUCCGAUUAUCCAGUGGUUCUGGGAUGUUUUAAUCAAUGAGUGUACACUUCAAGACAAAAAGAACUUCCUUCGAUUUCUCACUGGCUGUGAUCGAAUGCCCAUCUUCGGUGUCACUGACAUUACAAUUCAGCCAAAUAACAGUGGGGAUGAAUUUUUGCCAGUAGCACACACCUGCUACAACAUUCUCGACCUUCCAAAGUACAGCAGCAAAGAGAUUCUCGCAACUAAAUUAAAACAAGCCAUUGAAAAUACUGAAGGCUUUGGACUUGUUUAG
Messenger RNA from Rodentolepis nana, 3525 nucleotides. The record is from the annotation of a GenBank genome assembly. Lineage: Eukaryota; Metazoa; Platyhelminthes; Cestoda; Cyclophyllidea; Hymenolepididae.